AAUCUCUUCUCCCUGGAUGUGAAUGGGUGCACUGGUAGCCCCGCCCACCUCGGAUGUGACGCCAGCCAAUGGGAGCGCGCCGUUGAGGCCGCGUCAUCAGCAGCAGCCGUCCGGCUCCUCCGCGGCUCGUUUCUGUGAGACCGAGCCGCCGCUUCAACUCUUUACCGGAGAGAUUACGGGAGUCAAACCGUCCGGUCGGCUUCGUGUGAAGCGGAGCGCGCGCUGCGGAGCAGAGCCGCUCGUUUUCCCGGGAGGAACCGGAGAGACUUCACUUCCAACCGGCGCUGACGCCACUUUGAAGCCGCCGCUUAGCUAACAGGCUAACUGGGAUUGUUUGCAGACAUUAGCCAGCCCGUUAGCUCGCUAGCUAGCUCAAGCGGAUGGAGUAAUUCUGCUGUCUUUAUGAACCGAACCGUCAUCAUUGUUUUAGUCGUUCAGCUCGCGCGUGAGCAGCCCGGGGGAGCGCCUCGGAGCGGGUGUGCUGGCUGCUGGUUAUCCAGAGCCCGCUGUGGUUGCUCGUUCCCCGGGGGGACCGGAGUGAAACUAGGCAACAAGUCCGGUUCGACACUUAGUUCAGCGUCACUCCAGAAGUUUGCGACGCGCUCUCUUGGUGCCAUGUCGUCGGUCUCCAUGUGGUCCUAGUGAGCGGAACCCCGCGGGGCGGAGCCGCGUGUGAGUGGACCGAGUCCCGCUGCGGAGGAGCAGCUGCUGUCGGCGAGCAGCGCGCGUCGCCCACAUGCUGGGGAUCAGAUCCCGGGCUCGUGAACGGCGUCUGGAGCGGGAGGUGAGCGCGCAGCAGCCCGCGGGAAGAUGGCGGCGCGCUCCCGCAGGACGCGGUGAGGACGCGACGGAGAGACUUCUCGGAUUCAUCGCCAGGCAUCUGACCUCAGAUCGGAGGACACAUGCAGGCCAAAAAACGGUACUUAACGUUGUUCUCCGCCGGCGCGUGCCUCAUCCUGCUGUUCUGUUUCGGGGGGAUUCAAGUGCCUCUGGCGCGGGGUCCCAGCCGGCGCGAUGACCGCAGCCUCGCCGGCCACCGGCCCGGGGCGCGCUGGCGGCCCUUCCCGGGGUCCCUGCAGCCUUUCAGCCCCCGGGAGCAGGACCACCCCGACGAGCACCUCUCCCCGAGGCAGCAGCGGGAGGCCGGCCGGGGCGCGCGCAGCGGGGCGCGCUGCCGCAUGGAGUCCUGCUUCGACUUCUCCCUGUGCAGGAGGACCGGGUUCAAGGUGUUCGUCUACCCGCUGCAGAAAGGGGAGAAGAUGUCCGACAGUUACCAGAACAUCUUGUCCUCCAUUGAGGGGUCCGUGUUCUACACGCCCGACCCGGCUCAGGCGUGCCUGUUCGUGCUGAGUCUGGACACUCUGGACCGGGACGCGCUGUCCCCCCAGUAUGUGCACAACCUGAAGGUGAAGGUCCAGAGCCUCCAGCUGUGGAACGAGGGCAGAAACCACAUCAUCUUCAACCUGUACUCGGGCACCUGGCCGGACUACACAGAGGACCUGGGCUUCGACAUCGGCCUCGCCAUGCUGGCCAAGGCCAGCAUCAGCACGGAGAACUUCAGGCCCGGCUUCGACGUGUCCAUCCCCCUGUUCUCUAAAGAACACCCCCGGACGGGAGGGGAGCGCGGCUACCUGAAGCACAACACCAUCCCCCCCUACAGGAAGUACAUGCUCGUGUUUAAGGGGAAGAGGUACCUCACCGGCAUCGGGUCGGACACCAGGAACGCUUUAUACCACGUCCAUAACGCUGAGGACGUGGUGCUGCUCACCACCUGUAAGCACGGGAAGGACUGGCAGCGGCACCGAGACGCCCGCUGCGACCGAGACAACGCAGAGUACGACAAGUACGACUACAGAGAGAUGCUCUACAACUCCACCUUCUGCCUGGUGCCGCGAGGGCGGCGGCUGGGCUCCUUCCGCUUCCUGGAGGCGCUGCAGGUCAGUGCCGCACAGGACGCUCUGGAGGGCAGAAGCACGUGGUGGUGGUGGUUGUUGUUGUUGUCUCAGGAACACAUCGUGAGCAGCUGGUCACUGUGCCCCUCCUCCUGUCUGCAGAUCCUCCAGGACCGCGUCCUGCAGCACACCUCCAGGAGCAGCCUCAUGUGGAACAGCCUGCCCGGAGGCCUGUUCACGCUGCCGCAGUACUCCACCUACCUGGGGGACUUCCCCUUCUACUACCUGAGGCUGGGUUCAGUCACAUAUACCAAGUUCACACGCCACUGCUCACGCAGAGCCCUGGUGUCCCAGUCCCAGCCGGUCAUGAAGCUCCUCGUGGCCGUGGCCAGGUCCCAGUACUGUGCUCAGGUCAUCGUCCUCUGGAACUGUGACAAGCCUCUUCCUGCCAAGCACCGCUGGCCCGUCACCUCGGUGCCCAUCAUUGUUAUCGAAGGAGAGAGCAAGGUGAUCAGCAGUCGCUUCCUGCCCUACGACACCAUCCCCACGGACGCCGUGCUGGGCCUGGACGAGGACACGGUGCUGUCCACCGCGGAGGUGGACUUCGCCUUCACGGUGUGGCUGAGCUUCCCGGACCGGAUCGUCGGCUACCCGGCCCGGAGCCACUUCUGGGACGGCGGCAAGGAGCGCUGGGGCUACACGUCCAAGUGGACCAACGACUACUCCAUGGUGCUGACCGGCGCCGCCAUCUACCACAAAUACUACCACUACCUGUACACCACCUACCUGCCGGCCAGUCUGAAGGCCAUGGUGGACCAGAUGUCCAACUGCGAGGACAUCCUGAUGAACUUCCUGGUGGCCGCCGUGUCUAAACUCCCGCCCAUCAAGGUCACCCAGAAGAAACAGUACAAGGAGCCCAUGAUGGGACAGAGCGCCCGGGCGUCCCGGUGGGCUGACCCGGACCACUUCUCCCAGCGUCAGACGUGCAUGAACCGGUUUGCCAGCUGGUUUGGCUCCAUGCCGCUGGUCCACUCCCAGAUGAGGCUGGACCCGGUUCUGUUCCGGGACCAGGUGUCCAUCCUGAGGAAGAAGUACAGGGACAUCGAGCGCCUAUAACCUCCACCGACCCCCAGCCCUCUGGACGCGGGGGGGCGGGGCGUCGCCGUGGCUACGAGGCGCAUCAGUUGAGAAGCAAAUGGGCCCCAUGCGGAGAGGGGGAACCGGACCCGGUGGGGAGGCUUCUCCUUCCUACCCUUCUCUUGUGUGUAGGGGGGGAGCCGGGCCACAGUGGCCCCGCUACAGGCGCCAUGAGGAC
Pseudoliparis swirei is the source of this 3207-nucleotide messenger RNA. Its product is annotated as exostosin-1-like. Gene Ontology annotation, cellular component: membrane. Gene Ontology annotation, molecular function: glycosyltransferase activity. Lineage: Eukaryota; Metazoa; Chordata; Actinopteri; Perciformes; Liparidae. The record is from RefSeq and is a predicted model, not a curated record. The coding region runs from base 903 to 3008 and encodes 701 amino acids. The transcript has 9 exons.